Molecule: messenger RNA, 3335 nt
Organism: Oldenlandia corymbosa var. corymbosa
Lineage: Eukaryota; Viridiplantae; Streptophyta; Magnoliopsida; Gentianales; Rubiaceae
Source: the annotation of a GenBank genome assembly
GUAAAACAUAUUUGAGACCUGCAGUUCCCACGUGUUUCAGCCAUACUCCUAACGUGUGCCUUAGUCAAUUAAUUGAUUUAAUUCCGAAUCUCAGGUUCUGUCUUCAAGGCGCGUUUCGUAUGAUUUUCUUUUCUCUCCUUUUUUUUUUUGUGUGUAAUUUUAAAUUAUUUUCCUCCGGAAAUUCCCAAGCGUCUGUUCGUAUUUAAGAGCUCUGAAGUAGUCAUGGAGCUUUGAAUUUGGUAGGUCGUUAUUAGAGAAGAGAAGUAAAUUGAGACGCUGUUGUUCAUCCGUAUUUCCGUCUUAGUUUCUUCCUUCUGAAUUCCAUUCCCUGAUUUUUCAUCAUAAUCUUACUGAUUGAUCGCAGCUGAGGAACCCUGUAAGUACACCUUUUCCCUUAAAUCUUGCUUCAUUCUUCAAUCUCAAGUUAAAUUGCUAUCAUCAUUAGUUGAUUUGGCUUUGUUUUACACCUUCAUAGUGAUCGUGUUCCAUAUUUCUGCGUUUUCUGGGUGCUGAUUUUAUACAUUCUACAUUUGAUUGUUUCUUGUAUGUGAUAUGGCGUAGUAUAUUUUUCCAAGUGCAACUUUAUCUAUAUGAGUUUAUAGUAUGUUUUUCUUUGUUUGCAAAUUAGACUGAUUCAUUUGUUUUAAACUUAAAUGAGAAAGUAGUUACGGAGCUAUGUCCUCUAUGUACAGCUUACCAAUACAGUAGGGUAACUGCUUUGUUGUUGUUGAAGAUUUGCUCAACAUCAGUGAUUUAGUCAUUAAGCUGUAGUAUGGUAACCAGAUUGUGGGGGUAUGCUAUGUUGUUCGCUUUGCUCACGCCGGGGAGAGUGUCACAUAAGAUGGACUCCUUGAGUAUCUUUUCCUUCUUAGUUCACGUUAACUGAAGGUUAGGCAACAAGAUUGGAAGUGUUAAGAAGAUCCUCUUCGAGCUCAUGCUAAAUGUGAGUCCAAUUCAUUCUUUAAGGUAUGGAAAUUAAGUCGAGUACCGAUAGUUGUAGUUGUUGGGGAACCUGUCUGUAUGAGGUGGGCGGUCUGGAUUUCGGCUAGGCCAUCCCUUGCUGGGUAUUAGUAUUGCUCUUCUUUUUACUUACUGCUAAGCCUGCAGAGUUGGAAAAUCUUUCAUAUCGUUCAAGCAUAAGUAUAUUCAGCUCAUACUUGCUGUCAGUUUCCCUACCUUAUAAACCGUUCUAUCUUACAAUUUGGCUGGGUAGUAGUCUCAACUUUUGCCUGUGGAUUUACAGAUUCGCCGAGCAUGGAUCGGGGACAGCUUACAUUUAUGGGAUCUACUGUUUGUGUUAUGCUCACCUUGCAUUUCACAAUACAACUUCUUACUCAGCACUUUAUGUCCUGGAAGAAACCAAAGGAGCAAAAAGCCAUAGUUAUUAUCAUAUUAAUGGCUCCCAUAUAUGCCCUUGACUCCUAUGUUGGCUUAUUAGAUCUUCUUGGAAGCAAACCCUUUUUCACUUUCUUGGAAUCUAUCAAAGAAUGCUAUGAAGCCUUGGUUAUGGCCAAGUUUUUGGGUUUGAUGUACACGUACUUGAACAUAUCCAUAAGCAAAAACAUCGUGCCAGAUGAGGUUAAAGGAAGAGAAAUCCACCACUCCUUCCCCAUGACCCUUUUCAUGCCCCAUAGUGUCAAAUUGGACCAUAAGUCACUGAAGCAGCUGAAGAGUUGGACGUGGCAGUUUGUUUGGAUACGCCCUGUUUGCUCCAUCUUAAUGAUUGGCCUUCAGAUUCUGGGAUUAUAUCCUGAUUGGAUCAGCUGGAUCUUCACCAUCAUAUUGAAUAUAUCUGUUUCGCUUGCGCUGUACUCCCUUGUGCUUUUCUACCAUGUCUUUGCGAAGGAGUUGGCACCACACAAUCCACUUUCAAAGUUUUUAUGCAUCAAGGGAAUUGUUUUCUUCUCCUUCUGGCAGGUAAAUGACUCAUAUAUGUGACUGUUGUGGUAACUUUAUUUAAAAAAGCAGAAUGAAUGAAAUCUAGCUGCAGAGAGAUCUUGAGGCUAAGAUUACAGUCGUGAUGUUAUCUUUCCGUAAGUAAACUGAUCCUCUGGAAUGAGUAGCUUAUGAGAAGUUACUGGGGCAGCUCCUAGAUUCAGUAACUAUUUUGUGUGAGAUGUCGAUUAAUCGAGUUACACUGUCAAUUUUGAUGUCGUUCUCAAGUGUAAAUCACGGGGCAACUUAUCAUAUGAAGUAUAUUAUGUCAUUGGAAAUUCAGGCUGUUGUAGAAUUUGGCUGAGAUUUACUGAAGUUUUGACUGUAUGUUGAUCUGUGAAUGUAAUAUAUAGCACAGUCCUUUUGGAAGUUCUCAACUAUUCAUUAACCAACCGCCUAAUAAUGUUUACCAUUUUGCAGAGUAUAGUGCUGAGUGCUCUGGUGUCAUUGGGCGUAAUCAAGUCUAAUUAUUUCUGGCUGGAUGUGGAGCAUCUUCAGGAAGCUCUUCAGAACGUGCUGAUCAUCAUAGAGAUGGUUUUCUUCUCCAUCUUGCAGCAGCAUGCUUAUAGUGCCGAACCUUACCGCACUGCUUCACUUUCAGCUCCAGGAUCUAGUGAGAAAAAGAAUGAGUAGAUAAGAACAAUUUUGAAUUUAAUUUUGGACAUUGUAGAAUGUGUGCUCUGGGGAAAAACUACACCUCUUGUAAGCUUUAGACCUUAUUACUUCUUUUCUUUCUUGGAAUACGGUCACCAUAGGAAAUUAAUUGGAAUAAUUACAGGAGAUGUAUUAUUUACUAAAUGUUAUUGCCGUUAUAUACAUUUUAUCCGGGACUAUCUCGUGGUAAAUAAAGUGCAACAGGAUUUCCUUAUUGUGGUGAAGAGCAAGAAGCUUUGAUCAAGAAAAUGGAGUUGAUUUUCAUGCUUUAUUUACUUGCCAAUUCACCAGAAGAAGAAAAAGUAGAUUUAACAGAAUAGGACUUCCAUGAGAAGUUUAUAUACGUUGUUGGUUUGAAGUUUGCCUUGCUGUUUGGUCAUGACCUCACGGGUUCCAGGUGAAAGAUAAGUGAAAGGAGUGUGAGGUUCCAGGUGGAAUGAAAAGUGAAAAGAAACACAUUUGAUACUCACUCCAUAGACGUCUGGUUUUAGUCUUUUACAUUUUCAAUAGAUGUUCUCUCGAUACUAAAAUGAUUAUCUUUUACAUUAUUACAAAUCAUGUAUUUAUUAUAUGACUACAUUACGAUUCACGAUUCUGGGGUUGUCUCAAAGACUAAUAUGUGCAUAUAAGUUUUGAUUCGAGACAUUACCACCUUAUCAUUUAGAGAGGUGUGUAAGAAUUUAAACAUUUAUUACGUAUGAGAGAAAUUCUCUUACUCGUUUUUAUGAUAAAUUUUGAUGUUCUUC